Pristis pectinata (smalltooth sawfish) is the source of this 5431-nucleotide messenger RNA. Its product is annotated as BICD family-like cargo adapter 1. Bases 1 to 1707 code for a protein of 568 amino acids. NCBI's taxonomy places the organism in Eukaryota, Metazoa, Chordata, Chondrichthyes, Rhinopristiformes, Pristidae. The transcript is spliced from 9 exons. Gene Ontology annotation, biological process: Golgi to secretory granule transport; vesicle transport along microtubule. The record is from RefSeq and is a predicted model, not a curated record.
AUGGCGGCUCUCUGGCUGCAGGAGUUUCAGCAGGGUGACGAGCCCCACCACUCGUUUGAGGAGGCCGAGCGCCAUCAGGCCAACAGUCUGCCGAGACUGCCGCCCAUUCCUCCACUCCUAACACCUCCAGGGCUUGGCGGCGGCAGCGCCAACCUGCUGUUCGACGAACACUUCCCGGUGCUGGCGACCAACCACCAGGAGGGUUAUAGCGAGGAAGAGGCAGCCGGUAACCCCGGCAUCGAGGACCUGCUCUCUCAGCUUCGCCAGAAAGAUAACGAUCUCAUCCUGGCGGCUAAACUCGGCAAAGCCUUACUGGAGAAGAACCAAGAGCUUACCAAUCAGUACGAGAUAAUGCAGAGAGAGCUUACUGACAAACUGGAGCACCUAGAACAGGAAAAACAUGAAUUGCGGAGAAGAUUCGAGAACCGUGAGGGAGAGUGGGAGGGUCGUGUUGCUGAACUGGAGAGUGAUCUGAAGCAACUUCAAGAUGAGCUGGAGAGGCAUCAGGUCCAGUUACGUGAGGCAAACAAAGAGAAAGUAAUAGCUUUGCGGGAAUUAUCUGAACAGAACCAACGGCUCCUAGAGCAGCUCACCAGGACAGCUGAGAUAGAGCAGCAACUCUCAAUGCAAGUUCAUAACCUCCGUGAUGAGUUCCGGGAGAAAAGUAUCUCAACAAAUCAACAUGUAGUGCGCUUAGAGAGUUUACAAGCUGAGAUAAAGAUGCUAACAGAACGAAAACGUGAACUGGAACGACGCAUCAGUGCUGUGAUUGAGGAGAACGAACUGUUGCAGGGCACAAUUGAGGAACUUCAGGAACGAGUGUUGAUGGCUGAGCGACAGAGUCGUGACAAGGAUCUACAGCUACACCAGAACCAACUAGAACUCCGUGAAGUACGCAUGUCUCACCGGCAGCUUCAAAUGAAAGUGGACGAAAUGAAUGAGGAGAUGAGCCUGCGUAGUGUGGGUCCAACAAGCACAUCACUACUGUCUGAAAUUGAGCAGAGCAUGGAAGCAGAAGAACUGGAACAGGAGAGAGAACAGCUAAGAGUAGAACUCUGGGAAGCUUACUGUCAAGUGCGUUCACUUUGCUCACACCUGAGAGGAAACGACAUCACAGACUCUGCACUUUCUACUGACUCCUCCAUGGAUGAAUCUUCUGAUACUUCCUCUGCCAAAGAUAUCCCUACGGGGAGCCUACACACAGCACUGCAUGAGCUCAAACGCCUCAUCCAAAACAUUCUUGAUGGAAAUGAAUCUACGGUGGUGCUACUGAGAGUUGAAAUGAAUACAAUAAAAGAGGAGAGAGACAAGCUGAAGGCAACAGCUGAAGAAAAAGAACAUGGCAGACAGCUUCAGAAAGCUCUCAGUGACCGGGAUGAAGCCAUAGCAAAGAAGAAUUCUUUGGAAAUGGAACUUGCCAAGUGUAAGAUUGACAUGAUGUCACUCAACAGCCAGCUCCUGGAUGCAAUCCAGCAGAAACUCAACCUCUCACAGCAGCUGGAGGCCUGGCAGGAUGACAUGCACACGGUCAUUGACCAGCAGCUAAUGGACAAACAGCAGAAAGAGUGUUGCCUGCCAGCACACUCCCAUAGGAACAGCUGCAGUGUGAGGCACAAAGUCAGCUCCUCGGUGAGACUGGAAUGUAAUCGACAAGAGGUCAUUGGGGCAGAAGGGAAACGUCUCUUCACAUUUUUCAAGAAGAAUUAAUUUCCUUUGUAAUUAUUAAUGGGGCUAAUGUGGAGUUGGGAGGGCUGUAAGAGAUUCUUUGUACAAAGAGUAUUUCAUUGAAUUGGGAAGGAAACUCUUCCUGCCCAAACUCAGGUGAUGCUUCUGUUUGCCUGCAAAGAGGCAACAGGAUGGUACAGUGGAGAAAACUCUAGAUGUUCAGCCCAAGUCCGGUAGUCUUGUCACUGGAGACUUUCUCUGCUGUAAGUUGUGUCCAAGUUCUCUUCGCCAAAGGUUCUUGUAUGUAGAACAUUGCACGAACAUACUGUAUAUAACGGGUUAAAACAAAUCAUACUGAUCUAUUAUUUUCACAAAAAGACAAUUUCACAAGAAACAGGAAUUAAAGGAUGCCCAAUCUGUGAAGGAUUAAGUGUUUGUACAGUAUUACUUGAGAUGGUUGGACUAUUUGCCUUGAAAGAAUUCUGAGAUAGCAAACCAUCUGUAUUAGUCUGAGUAGCAAUCCAGCACCUUGUGAACAGUGCACCUGUGAAGAUUCGUAUGGAAUAUUGCAGCAUGUGCAUGUGUAGCGUGGGCAGUUCACUGUGUGCCUGUAGAAUGCAGUGUCUGUGCAACUCGUGCCUGUUCAAUAUAGUGUAAGAUGGUACACUGUGCAUCAGAACAGUGUUACACUGUCGCUGCGUGCGCGCAUGUGUGUGUGCGUGUGUGUGUGUUUAUUUAAAGUGCUCAAUAAUUCAGUCUCAACAGAACAGCAUUGGGUGCCACUUCGGUAGAUGAAUGCAGUGUGUGAGUACAAAGUGUUAAGACAGUACAGUCGGUGUGUUGGACCAUACCUCUACAGCACAGUGUGGGGUCAUAGCUAAUAUUUGUGUGGAAAUAUAUCACAAAUGCUGGGAACCUGAACAACACAGAAAUGCCAAGAGUACACAGUUUGUCUACCAGUAUCUGAAAAGAAAAAUGAUUGCAGGUUAAUGCUUUUAGUGGAGAUGGUUGGUUAAACCCAAUGGAGGUUCAUCAGCUGAAAAAUGAAGAUGAUUCCACAGCAUUCUCACCUGGGAGCAGUAGUAUCCAGCCACGCAGCUUGCAGAUAUGCAUAUUGUGAUUUUCUUUUUCAGUUCCUUGUUGAAGGAAAAAGUUAUCUGACUGAAAAUCUCUGACUGCUCACAUAUGAUUUCCCAAACAAUAAGCCUUUUCAUCAGCUGAAUGCAACAUCAAUUGUUAACUGUUAUUUUGUCCUUUCAGAUACUGAUUUACAUUUUGUGUAUUUUUAUUUAACUUUGGAUACAGAGCCAUAUCUAGUGUGGUAGGCUGAUUGCCUGGGUGGUAUGAUGUUGUCUGAGAUGGCAGGCUCUGUGCCUGUAUGAUAUAGGAAGGUGCAGUUGAAUGGGACAAGCACAGUGUGAGAUAUGCAUGACAUAUUUAGAUGGCACAAUGUAUGGAUCACUGUAAACCUAUAUAAUGCAGUAUGGUCUAAGGUUGGGAGAGAAGAAUGGUUAAUGUUGUGUAAGAUAGUGCCAUGUGUGAAGUAUGUUUUGGGGCUUUGUGCUUGUGCAAAAUGCCCUAGCCUGUAAAUGGAGGUAGCAUACUGUGUCCCAAUUCAGCAGCUUGGGGUUAUGAAUCAUGUGCCUGAAAAUGAGAUUGUGCUGUGUCUAUAAGGAGUAGUGUGAGAUAAUGUAAAUGUACAGACACUGUAAUAUUGUGGAACUGUGAAAAUGCAAACAGUUGUGUUGAAUGUAGUAUGUACAUAGUGUUAAUACUACAUCUAUUGCUCAUGCAAUAGAUUGUGUGACUAUGCACCAUGUGCCUGUAAAUCACAGUAUGAAUGAAUGAUGCAUUAUUGAUACAGUGUGGAGCUGUGCAUUGUGCCUGUGAAGCUUUGUGCACAAUGGGUACAUAUAGUGUCAGUGCACCAUUUGUCUCCCAUGUAAGUGGUAUAUGGCGUGUCUGUACAAUACAUUAAUGAGUAAUGCACAUGUGCCUGUAUAAUAACAUUAUACCUGUGCUGUAUUCCCUACAAUUGAUGUAGGUCAAAGCACUAAGAACAGUGAUUGCCGGAUCUGUGUUUCAUCCGCCUGCAUAGAAGAGCGCACUCUGUACCUGUGCCAUAUGGUGUACCAUGUGCCUUUCAAGUGUGUGUGUGUGGUGUGAUUAAUGCACCAUGUGCAUGCAUGUGUAGAAAGAUGUCCUCGGCAUGUCUUUUGUGGUGUGGGCUAGUGUAUUAUGUACACGAGGCCUUUUGUAUUUGCUAGAUCACCACGUUUGGUUUUGUGUUCUAAUGUGAGACUAGGGAAUGUAAUCGAAUCCGGAAUGUUGUUCUGUGCACUUGCAGUUUUGGGUGUUAGGUCGGGUACUGUUAUCGCAGCUGCAACAGAAAACGGACGGCAGCUCCACCUGCUGUGCGGCAGAACAUGAGCAAGUGGUCGUUUUCUACAGGAUGUGGCCAUGUCCCGCGUGCUAUAUACGUUGCAGAUACAAUGCAUGUAUGGUGUGGAUGGGAAAGUGCACUGUGAAUGUUGUUCUGGGGUAGUGCAAAAGUGUACCUGUGUAGCGGUUCACCUUUCCCCAGGGAUAUUGUAGAUUAUUUGGCACUGUUGUUGAGCCGUAUUAUCUGGAGGUGUCUUCAGUGGGGAUGGUUUGAGAUACCGCCCAGGGAACCGUGUGUGGCCAUGUCCAAAGUUGGAGCAUGGAUCAGUCCCGCGAAAAAUAACACUGUGUCCGUGCUGGUCGCUGCCUUACUCUGUAGGACGUGGGCCGGCACAUUGGAGUUCCGCGGUGUGCCCGCCGGGCAUUCCGCGCUCGCUUUAUACCGAGACCUGGUUACGGAAUUCUCUGUGCUCUUGGAAAAAUGUUUUGUUGGAUGUGGAAUCGGGCGGCACAGAGCGGGUGGUUGGAAGAGAACAGCUUCUUCUUGGGCUGAGGUAACCAGUUCACCUCUUGGGUUAGUGACUAAAAUUGAAAAGUCUUGUGUUGAGGAAACAGAUGCGAGUAGUUCGGGGUUCUGCUGUUGUAGGUAAAUGGGCGGUUCGGGAGGAACACGGAGAAUGGAACUGUACCUCACCUUCAGCGGCACAACUUGGGAUGGAAGCAAUAAAGUGGAGGGGGGAUUGUCCGUGAAUUGUGAUGGCAAUGACAAUUUUAAUACGGAUGUGGCUGUUUUAAUAUGGAUACUAUUAAAAGCUGCUCAAAACGGUUCCAACUCGAUCAACAGUGACAAUCCAAGCAACCUGUCUAGGCCCGGCAAGGACAGAGACGGGUGCGAGAUCACCCGAGGAUCCAGCACCUCGGUCCCCUGCUUUGGCUCAGUGUGGUUAAGAAUGUCUCAACAAGGCAGCUGAUGCUGCGGUUACCUGCAACUGACCACAUCAACUAUGAUCGUGCAAUAAUAAAUAUUUCGAGAUUCAGUGUCUAUGAAAUUCCAGUUGUACAGGUAUUAUUACCAGAAAGUGUCCUGUCCUUUGUAGCUGUCACCGGCUGUUCCACACCGGCGGUCACACAUUGUAUCCAGCAUCUCACCUCCUCUCUUAUGCUUCACGCUGGAGUCUAGGGCCCUUUUAUAGGAGACCUUCAGCCACCUUCUGUGCAUCUGUUGAAAGGGCGUGAGGUGGGUGGUUUUCAGGAGGAGUGGGGGUGGGUCGUAGCUAGCGUCCAAAAGCCGGACUUCCAUCCAUUCCCUUUAAACUCAGGCGCACAUCCCGGCACUGCUGAAUGGCACUGCUGCUAGUGUUAGUCUGAUCUCUACAUUGUCCAG